This is a messenger RNA of Myxocyprinus asiaticus (Chinese sucker), 3692 nucleotides long. It is a transcript of the gene wipi1, whose product is annotated as WD repeat domain, phosphoinositide interacting 1. Gene Ontology annotation, molecular function: phosphatidylinositol-3,5-bisphosphate binding; protein binding; phosphatidylinositol-3-phosphate binding. The record is from RefSeq and is a predicted model, not a curated record. Gene Ontology annotation, biological process: protein localization to phagophore assembly site; autophagy of mitochondrion; nucleophagy. The transcript is spliced from 12 exons. Gene Ontology annotation, cellular component: phagophore assembly site membrane; extrinsic component of membrane; cytosol. The coding region runs from base 522 to 1838 and encodes 438 amino acids. Lineage: Eukaryota; Metazoa; Chordata; Actinopteri; Cypriniformes; Catostomidae.
UUGUAGGAAGUAAAAGCUGUAAGUAAGUCGUAUCUAUUCCUGGAAUUUGUAUGAAGGUACUCCGUGUUAAAAUGUCUUUGGUUAUCGUAAAACUGCAACAGUUACAAAGACAAACCACGCCCCUUUCUAUUACUUCCGCAUUUGAAGCCAAUCAGCGUCUAUCUCAGUUCACUUGACCAGAUCAGCGCUGUGCCGAACGACAACACGGCGCUUUUUCUUUAACCACUAGAAUGUGGUGUUGAUGUGACGCAGCAACUAUCAGCUGGGUUUGUUUUGCUUCAUGUUGACCGUUUCUCUAUGCUCCGCUUGAAGUCGUACAUUUACAAAAACAUCGCGUUUUAAUUUAUUCAUGUGAGGCAGGAGGAUCGUUGAAGUGCCUGAGUACAGUCCCUCCACUUUGUUCGGACCAUACAGUUUUUCUAGGUAGGUCUUCGGUUUGUCACUAUUUGUCCAAAAGGUCCAACCGAUCCCAGGCCUCCGAUCCAGGGCGGAGGGAGGGAAGGAGGUCGUUGGGAAUCGGGAUGGAGACCAGAGAGGGAGCCGACGGUACUGGCGGCCCGCCGGGACUGUGCUGCGCCUCUUUCAACCAAGACUCCACGUCAUUGGCUGUGGGCACCAAAACUGGAUACAGACUUUUCUCUGUGACCUUGGUAGACAAACUGGACUGCAUUCAUGAGAGCACAGAAACUCAAGACGUGUAUAUCGUGGAAAGGCUUUUCUCCAGCAGCCUUGUGGUGGUGGUGAGUCAGUCAAUGCCACGUCGCAUGAAUGUCUACCACUUCAAAAAGGGCACUGAGAUUUGCAACUACAGCUACUCAAACAACAUUCUUGCAGUGCGCCUCAACAGACAGAGACUGGUUGUUUGCCUGGAAGAAUCCAUCUAUAUUCACAACAUAAAGGACAUGAAACUUCUGAAGACACUUCUCAACACACCAUCCAACCCAUCAGGUCUCUGUGCUCUCUCCAUCAACCAUUCCAACUCUUUCUUGGCAUACCCAGGAAGUGACACCAUCGGAGAAAUUAUUGUCUACGAUGCCAACAAUCUGAGCACUGUGACCAUGAUUCCAGCCCACGAUAGUCCACUGGCUGCCACCACCUUCAGUGCCUCUGGCACCAAACUGGCCAGUGCUUCUGAAAGAGGCACUGUGAUCCGAGUGUUCUCCAUUCCAGAGGGACUGCGCUUGUUCGAGUUUCGGCGGGGCAUGAAAAGGUAUGUCAACAUCAGCUCCCUUUCCUUCAGUCCGGAUGCCCAGUUCCUCUGUGCCUCAAGUAAUACAGAGACAGUGCACAUUUUCAAGCUGGAACAGCACAGUCCAAGUGGGGAGGAGGAAAAUCCCUCUUGGUCAACAUAUGUAGGUAAGAUGUUCACAGCAGCCAGCAGUUACCUCCCAGCACAGGUGUCAGGCAUGAUGAGUCAAGACCGAGCCUUUGCUACUGUCCGUCUCCAGAUGGGUGGUCAGAGGAAUGUCUGUGCCCUGGCAACAAUCCAGAGGCUUCCAUGUUUGCUUGUGGCCUCCUCUGAUGGGCAGCUAUUCAUCUAUAACAUUGAUCCUCAAGAUGGGGGUGAGUGCACUUUAGUGCAGAAGCACAGGUUGUUUGGAUCAGAUGAGGAACCGGAGGAGACAGAGAAGUCUGAACCUAAUGAGCCACCACAACCAUGCCAAUCUUACGCGGCCACUGUGGCCAUUCCCUCCUCUGGACCUGUUACAGCCACUCUCACAGGGUACUCCGAGGAUGGGGGAGCUAAGAAGGGUGAGGUGAUUCCUGAACACGAGUUUGCAGCAGGGCCUGUUUGCCUGGAUGACGAAACGGAAUUUCCUCCCGUGAGCAUUCGCUAACUCCCCACAUCUGAGCACCAGACUAAACAGUGUUACAUUCCAGUGUAUCAUGGUGUUAUCUUGUCUCUUUGUCCACAACCACAAAUGUAAUUUACUAUUUAUAACAAAACCAAGACCAGCCUGUUAGGUCUGAUGAUAGGGAGUUAAGUUAAUGAUAAUGCAUUUUCCAGGACCAACUCUUGCAGUUUAGUAUUAACCAGAAGAAAAUUUCACUCAAAACUCUUUUGAGAUAUGAAAUGGUUUUGUAUAGAUUUGAGUGGUAUGUAAUCUGCAUUUGGACUGUAAUAAUGCUUGACACAGAUGUUGAGUUUAGAGACAGAAAAAUACACAAUUUCCGACACUAAACCAGCAGCUGCUGUUUUAGUCUAAUGAUUUUUGUUUUAGAUCCUAUAUACAUGGACAUGACCAUGAGCACAAGUUGACUGAUUUGUUUGCUUGGGCAUAGAAUGCACUAAGAAUGCAUUGUAUCCAAGAUAUUUGUGUGUUUUACAGCUGUUUGUCUACCAUUUUGAUGCAGUAAAUGUUUUUAAUUAUUUUAUACACUUUCUAUUUCAAUCUAAAUGGCACAAUGUCGUAUACAAAUUUUUGUCUAUGCAUUCACACAAUGUAAAGGAGAAUUUCAGUUUAAAUACCUUUUUAUGUUCUGAACAAAGUCUCAAGGGAGUUUAACAAAGAAAAACAUUUUGUGAUGGAAAAGAUUGCAAAAUCAGGAGUAGGAACCAGAACCCAGUUGUAAGAAGCACCUUAAGUUAUGAAUACCCUUAAUCGUAAGUGUAUUGUCAUUAAGGGUUUUCUUAACUUUUUAUUAAGGAGUUUCUUGCUACUGACUUAAGGAUUAACUCUUUUUUUUUUUAGCGAGAUUCUUUGGUGCAGUGCUUUAUUACCUCCACUUGGUGGAGCACUGGAGUGCAUCAUUGUCCAACAGGCCUUGUUGUACUAACACUUCCUCACUUUUUUUGAGAGAGCAGUUAACAGUGAUUUAUUUGAGUUCAUUAUAGAAACAUAGCUUAAUAUCAGUUCCUUAAAUAAAGGAGCUCAGGACUGUGAUAACAGAGGUAUUUCAUCAUCUAUAACAUAUCAUUUUGGACUAACACCUAACUUAGUUGCCAUUGUAAUUCCUAAUAUGCCUUCUUAGUGUCGUUAUGUAAUGUUAGGUGAGACAUGUUCUCAGCAAGCUCCUGUUGGGAUCUGUAUCUUUCUAUAACACACCCAUGGCUGAGGGAACAAUAAAGCUCUGUUCUGGUUUUCGGUAGAUAAAUUGGUGCCUUGACGGAUCUGUGCGAGACAAAGGGAGAUGUCCGUGAGAGGGUAGAGAACAGGUCGAGGUCACAACUGUCACAGAAUGAUCCUCAGUGCAUGAGCAAGGACAAACAAACAAAUAAUAAUAAUAAAAAUAUCUUCAGGGUGCUAAAUUAUUAACGGAAUGGUUGAAAUGGUUUCUUAAUUUCAGUUGAUCAGGGAUUUGGGUCAUUGUCACUCAAUCCCCUGAAGGGUGUGUUAUAUAUGAGGUGCAUGACUGAAAUAUAACCACAUAUUGUUAUAGUUACAUAAGACAAAUUGUAUUAAUUUAGUCAUAAUACUGUAGCAGUUUAUUAUUUAUAACACAAUCAUUUUGAAUCAUAAGUGAAGAGGAAUUACUUUUUUUUCAUAUAUGUUUCUGCUGUAUUGAUACUUAAUAUGUUUACAUGUUACCAUCAUCCUGAAUACUAAUACAGUGGGAUGUUUUGUAUGUAUGUGCCUAUGAUAUUAUUACUUAUAAGAGUGCAAAUAUUUUGCUGGAUUGCUCAAGACCAAAAGAUUAUAAAAGGAAAAUAAUAUGUAGGAAAUAUAUUAGAAAUGAAAUUAUGCAAAGCA